Molecule: messenger RNA, 1740 nt
Organism: Penicillium verhagenii
Lineage: Eukaryota; Fungi; Ascomycota; Eurotiomycetes; Eurotiales; Aspergillaceae
Gene: prnC
Product: delta-1-pyrroline-5-carboxylate dehydrogenase prnC
Exons: 4
Coding region: 1-1740 (579 amino acids)
Cellular component (GO): mitochondrial matrix
Molecular function (GO): L-glutamate gamma-semialdehyde dehydrogenase (NAD+) activity
Source: RefSeq, a predicted model, not a curated record
AUGCAGUCGAUUCUUUUGCGUGCCAGAGCGCAGCCCUUCUCUCGCUGGCAGUCGCUUGCAUGCCGCGUUCCUAGCUCGAGCUUGCGUUUGAUGGGCACUUACGCGACCUUCAAGGUGCCCCAGAUUAACAAUGAGCCGAACAAACAUUACACACCCGGGUCGCCAGAUCGCAAGGCUCUUGAGGAGGCUUUGGCUUCGGUCAACAGCAAGGCUCCUUUCAAUGUGCCUCUUGUUGUUGCUGGAAAAGAGAUCAAGAACUCCCAAACCUUCACCCAGAGCAACCCGGCCACUCACGCUCCUCUUGCAACCUACUCCAAUGCUUCCAAGGCUGAUGUCGAUGCUGCCAUUCAAUCAGCUCUGGCUGCUCGCAAGUCCUGGGCCGAGACCCCCUUUGCUGAGCGUGCUAGCAUUUUCCUCAAGGCCGCCGAUUUGAUCUCAACAAAGUACCGCUAUGAUAUUAUGGCUUUGACUAUGCAAGGGCAAGGAAAGAAUGCCUGGCAGGCCGAGAUUGACUCGGCUGCUGAGUUGAUUGACUUCUUCCGCUUCGGUGUGAAGUAUGCCGAAGAGGUCUACGCACAGCAGCCUGUCCACCACUCUCCUGGUGUCUGGAACCGCCUCGAGUACCGCCCUCUUGAGGGGUUCGUCUACGCUAUUAGUCCCUUCAACUUCACUGCCAUUGGUGGUAACUUGGCCGGUGCACCGGCCCUGAUGGGUAACGUCGUGAUCUGGAAGCCUUCACCCUCCGCCAUUGCCUCCAACUGGCUCGUUCACCAGAUUCUUCUCGAGGCUGGUCUGCCCAAGGAUGUCAUCCAGUUUGUGCCCGGUGAGGCCGAGGAGGUGACCAGCUCUGUUCUCAGUCACCCUGAAUUCGCCGCUCUCCACUUCACCGGCAGCACGGAUGUAUUCCGUAUGCUCUAUGGCAAGAUCUCGCAGGGUGUGGCGGAUGGCAAAUACCGCAGCUACCCUCGCAUUGUUGGCGAGACCGGUGGCAAGAACUUCCACUUGAUUCACAAGUCGGCCGAUAUCCAAAAUGCCGUGGUCCAGACCGUGCGUGGUGCCUUUGAGUUCCAGGGUCAGAAGUGCAGCGCCACUUCUCGUGCCUAUGUUGCAUCCUCCAUUGCCGACGAGUUCGCCAAGCAGCUCGCCGCUGAGGUGCAGCAACUGAAGGUUGGCGAGCCGUCCGACUUCACCAACUUCUGCGGCCCCGUCAUCCACGAGGGCUCUUUCAACAAGCUGGCUGGCGUUAUCGACGAGGCAAAGAACGACCCCGAGCUUGAGUUGCUUGCAGGUGGAACCUAUGACUCCUCUAAGGGCUGGUACAUCUCCCCCACCGUGUACCGUACCUCCAACCCCGACCACCCGCUCUUGUCGCGCGAGCUCUUCGGCCCCAUCAUCGUAAUCCACUCUUACAAUGACGCCACCGAGGCUGACUUCGUCAAGAUCUGUGAGAAGAUCGACACCACUGGCACCUAUGCCCUGACUGGUUCCAUCUUCGCUCAGGACCGUGAGGCCGUUCGUGUGGCCGACGAUGCCCUCCGCAACACCGCUGGAAACUUCUACAUCAACUGCAAGAGCACCGGUGCUGUUGUUGGCCAGCAGCCAUUCGGUGGUGCCCGUGCCAGUGGUACCAAUGACAAGGCCGGUAGCGCUAACCUUCUUUCGCGCUUCGUGAGCUUGCGAUCUGUCAAGGAGGAGUUCGUCCCCACCUACACUGUUGCUUACCCCAGCAACGCAAACUAA